Messenger RNA from Leptopilina heterotoma, 1095 nucleotides. RefSeq lists its product as uncharacterized. The transcript is spliced from 4 exons. The coding region runs from base 98 to 400 and encodes 100 amino acids. NCBI's taxonomy places the organism in Eukaryota, Metazoa, Arthropoda, Insecta, Hymenoptera, Figitidae. The record is from RefSeq and is a predicted model, not a curated record.
AAAGCGACAAGUGUUAGUAAUAGCAAACUGGAAUAGAGUUAUUUUUUUAAUUCGUAUACUUUUUGGUGGAUCCAGUGUCAACGCACUCUAAGUGAUUAUGACGUUCAAUGUUUUAAUGGAUAUUAGUGGAAAAUUAAAUAAAAAGCAUUUUGGUGUUGAAAGAUAUCAUAGCGGACCAAGUGGUUACUCUGAUUCCAGGCAUUCUUCUUAUAGAACAUCGAAAGGAGGUGGUAAAGGUCAUGGAGCCGCUUUGAGUGCUCUAGCAUUGCUUGCUUUUUUAUUUCUUCUUAACAUAAUGCAGCAAUCUUUACAAGACACUAGUACAACAACAACAACUACGGCAAUGACAGUUAUUUUACGAGAUCAAGAGCAAGCUGGAGUCAUUGAAGGCAGAUCAUAAGUUAAAAAAUUUUAGGAUAUUUAAUAUUUUUUUUAGAAUUUAUCUAGUUAUUCUGCAUAGUAUCUUCACUUUUUCAACUGUCUCGAUAUUAUUUGAUUAAAAGGGUUGCAGAUGACAAUAAACUCAAUAUAGAAAACUUUCUAGAAACAGUAAAGAAUCGAGUACUGCGAUACAGAGCCUAUAAACUUCCAUGAUAAAUUUAGAAAUGGUGUAGACACCAUUGAUUGCUUUUAUUAAUACAGUCAGGUCUCGACACUGUAAAAUUACCUGAACCUUUCUUUAAUCCUUCUCCUGGACUUGACACUGCAACCCAACUUAAAAGUACGACACUGAUAGUUGACUCAAUACUACGUAAAUUAAGUGUCAUCGUUUCUUUAAGUUGAUUUUUCUUAUUAUUACUUUUUUCAUACAUCAUAAGUACAUUUGUACGAAAGGAUACUACCUGUAUUAAAUCUAAUAAAUAAAUAAUCAAUAAUUUACGAGUCCCACGCUUUGUUCUCGUAAAAAACCAACGACGCGCCAGACCACCUGUUUUUUGGGGAUUUUCCUCUGCGCCAAGUAGAAAAACAACCUGAAUCUCAAUGGUUGCAACAAAGUGUGAACUCUCUCGGUCAGAAUAACAUACGACAGAGGGAAGAAAUAAGGCAAAAAUUUACUACAAAAAGUCAAACACAAUAUUACACUUUAAUUUAUUU